Molecule: messenger RNA, 2027 nt
Organism: Otolemur garnettii (small-eared galago)
Lineage: Eukaryota; Metazoa; Chordata; Mammalia; Primates; Galagidae
Gene: P2RX7
Product: purinergic receptor P2X 7
Exons: 13
Coding region: 144-1931 (595 amino acids)
Biological process (GO): response to ATP; monoatomic cation transmembrane transport
Cellular component (GO): nuclear inner membrane; plasma membrane
Molecular function (GO): purinergic nucleotide receptor activity; ATP binding; extracellularly ATP-gated monoatomic cation channel activity
Source: RefSeq, a predicted model, not a curated record
CAUUGGAGGAACUAAACGCUAAAGGCUCCUGCUAAGAAUCAGUGCAUUUCAUUUUGCUGUUAAUGAGGGGGCUUGCUGUGACCCUGUUUUGAGAAGUUGAGCCCUGGUCUAGACCUGGUCCUGCAGGGAGUGCACCUCUCACCAUGGUGGCCUGUUGCAGCUGCAGUGAUGUGUUCCAGUAUGAGACAAACAAAGUCACCCGGAUCCAGAGCAUGAAUUACGGCACCAUUAAGUGGGUCUUCCACGUGAUCGUCUUUUCCUAUGUUAGCUUUGCUUUGAUGAGUGACAAGUUGUACCAGAGGAAAGAGCCUGUCAUCAGUUCUGUGCAUACCAAGGUGAAAGGGAUAGCAGAGGUGAAAGAGGAGAUCACGGAGAACGGAGUGAAGAAGUUGGUGCAGAGUGUCUUUGACACUGCAGAUUACACCAUCCCUUUGCAGGGGAACUCCUUCUUUGUGAUGACAAACUUUCUCAAGACAGAAGGCCAAGAGCAGGGGUUGUGUCCGGAGUAUCCCACCCGUAGGACGCUCUGUUCCUCUGACCGGGGUUGUAAAAAGGGAUGGAUGGACCCACAGAGCAAAGGAAUCCAGACUGGACGGUGUGUAGUAUAUAAAGGGAACCAGAAGACCUGUGAAGUUGCGGCCUGGUGUCCCAUUGAGGCAGCACAGGAGGCUCCUCGGCCUGCACUCUUGAAUAGUGCUGAAAACUUCACUGUGCUCAUCAAGAACAAUAUUGACUUCCCUGGCCACAACUACACCACGAGAAACAUCUUGCCAGGUUUAAAUAUCUCGUGUACCUUUCACAAGACUCAGAAUCCACAGUGUCCCAUUUUCCGACUAGGAGAUAUGUUCCAAGAAACAGGAGAUAAUUUUUCAGAUGUCGCAAUACAGGGUGGAAUCAUGGGCAUUGAGAUCUACUGGGACUGCAACCUGGACAGAUGGUUCCAUCACUGCCGUCCCAAAUAUAGUUUCCGUCGCCUAGAUGACAAGACCACCAAUGAGUCCUUAUACCCUGGCUACAAUUUCAGAUAUGCCAAGUACUAUAAGGAAAACAAUGUUGAAAAACGGACUCUGAUAAAAGUCUUUGGGAUCCGUUUUGACAUCCUGGUUUUUGGCACUGGAGGAAAAUUCGACUUUAUCCAACUGAUUGUGUAUAUCGGCUCAACCCUCUCCUACUUUGGUUUGGCCACUGUGUUCAUUGACUUUCUCAUCAACACUUACUCCAGUAGCUGCUGUCGAUCUCAUAUUUAUCCCUGUUGCAAGUGCUGUGAACCCUGUGUGGUCAAUGAAUAUUACUACAGGAAGAAGUGUGAGUCCAUUGUGGAGCCAAAGCCGACAUUAAAGUAUGUGUCCUUUGUGGAUGAGUCCCACAUUAGGAUGGUGGACCAGCAGCUACUUGGGAAAAGUCUACAACAUGUCAAGGGCCAAGAAAUCCCAAGACCCCUGAUGGACUUCACAGACUUGUCCAAGCUCCCCCUGACUGUCCACGACCCACCUUCCAUGCCUGAACAAGCAGAGGAGAUGCAGCUGCUUCACAAAGAGGCAACUCCUAGGUCCAGGGACAGCCCAGGAUGGUGCCAAUGCGGAAGCUGCCUCCCGUCCCAACUCCCUGAGAGCCACAGGUGCCUGGAGGAGCUAUGUUGCCGGAAAAAGCCAGGAGCCUGCAUCACCACCUCAGAGCCAUUCAGGAAGCUCAUCUUGUCCAGACAUGUCUUGCAAUUCCUUCUGCUCUAUCAGGAGCCCCUGCUGGCACUAGAUGCAGAGUCUACCAACAGCCGGCUACGGCACUGUGCCUACAGGUGCUACACCAGCUGGCGCUUCGGCUCCCAGGACAUGGCUGACUUUGCCAUCCUACCUAGCUGCUGCCGCUGGAGGAUUCGGAAAGAGUUUCCCAAGAGUAAAGGACAAUAUAGUGGUUUUACAAGCCCCUACUGACAGCACGGGGCUGCAGCAGUCAUAUUUUCCUUACCUUUGCCAUCAGCUUGAACUUCAUCUGCAAAGACCUAUGGCUAAAUUUUCAGCUAAAGAGAA